ACAUUGCUAGCACUCUGUAGAUCUACUUGCUAGGAAGGCUGCUUGGAUGAAUCAUAGCAUUUGUGUUUUUUAUUGAGCUGAUUUCACCAUGUUUCCUCUCUCUGCAGAGCCCAAGCCUGUCUGUGUCUACAAUAAAACAGAAUAUCAGCCAGGAGCAGUUGUUCCCUCAGACAAGUGCGAGGAUUGCAAAUGUGGCUCCACUGUAGAUCCGGACACUAAACUCCAUUCUGUCGAGUGCACCCCAGUGAAGUGUGAUGAGAGCUGCAAGCUGGGCUCUGAAUACGAGGCUGUGCCCGGUGAGUGUUGUGGCAAGUGUGUGGAGAAGAACUGUGUUGUUAUGUUACCUGGCAACACAACACAAAUCCUUGAGCCCGGCCAGAUCUGGACACCUCCAAAUGACAAGUGUUCAAAGUACAAAUGUGAGAAGAUAGAGGAUCAGCUGGUUCCUGUUGAAGUGAAAAUGGUCUGCCCUGAAUUCAACCCAGAGAACUGCAUUCCUGGCACUGAAAAAACUGAUGAAGAUGGAUGUUGCGAAACCUGUACUUCACAUCAGGACUGCAAAGUCAUGAAGAACAGCACUCACCUGGAGAAAAACGGCUGCAAGACCACAGAGCCUGUGGAAGUCAACUCCUGCGAAGGCAACUGCGCAACCUCCUCCAUGUACUCUGUGGAGGCUAAUUCUAUGGUUCACGCAUGCUCCUGUUGUCAAGAGAUGUCCACAAGCAGCAAGGAGGUGGAGAUGGCCUGCCCAGAUGGGACAAAGAUCAGCUACACCUACACUUACGUUGAAACAUGUGGCUGCAAGCCCUUGGAGUGCCCUGAGGAAAAAUCUUCCCAGAAAGUAUCACGGCGAAGGCGUCGAUGAACCAACGGGCAGAUUCAUGGCCGCCACUCCUCUGAUGAUCAUUCCUCGGGUUGACCGUAUAAAGACUAUACAAUUCUCCCAAUAGAAAAAUGUUAGGGAGAAAAUAGGGGGAUUAUCACUGCAUUAUAGUGUCUAUCUUAGCUUUAACCGUUUAUAGAAUAUAGCUGCUUAUAGAAGAGUGUUUCUGUUCUUACCUGUAUUAACCUCUUAAUAAACUGUAGCAACUAAACUGA
This is a messenger RNA of Anguilla rostrata (American eel), 1098 nucleotides long. RefSeq names its product intestinal mucin-like protein. Gene Ontology annotation, molecular function: protein binding. The record is from RefSeq and is a predicted model, not a curated record. The transcript has 7 exons. Bases 89 to 865 code for a protein of 258 amino acids. NCBI's taxonomy places the organism in Eukaryota, Metazoa, Chordata, Actinopteri, Anguilliformes, Anguillidae.